Messenger RNA from Lycium barbarum (goji berry), 2103 nucleotides. Its product is annotated as phosphatidate phosphatase PAH2-like. Bases 697 to 1656 code for a protein of 319 amino acids. NCBI's taxonomy places the organism in Eukaryota, Viridiplantae, Streptophyta, Magnoliopsida, Solanales, Solanaceae. The record is from RefSeq and is a predicted model, not a curated record. Gene Ontology annotation, molecular function: phosphatidate phosphatase activity. The transcript has 9 exons.
AAAUAAUCCUAAAAAUAUUAGGCACAAUAGCAUUGACCCAUCUAGAAUCAUUUUAGAAAAUAAAUAUAAUAUGCACUUUUAGCGAACUAUUCUUCACCUUUAAGUAUUCAGUAUUGGCGGUUUUUGGUUCUGGAAAAUAUGAUUUCUCUUUUAGCUUUUGGUUUUCUUCAUUUUUGACCAAAAACUAAAAGAGAAUAUCUGACCCAGAGGAAAAAAAAAUUCUGCUAUCAUUUUAUCCCUUUUUUUUUUUUUUUUUUUUUUUUUUUUAAGGUUUGAUUUGUUGUAAUAAAUGUUCUUGUAGUUUUUCUUUUAUCCCCCUUUAUCUAGCAAGACAGUUUUUUUUUCUUCACCAUUAUUUGAAUUGUAAUCAAUUAAUGUUCUUUGAUCAUUUGUUGUUAAAAUUCAAAUACAUGAGCCAGAGAAAAAGAUUUGGGAAGCAAAUAAAGAUUGGAUUUUUGUAGGAAAGAUCUACAGGUUUACCUGAGGGAAUCAAUAAAUUGCAGCCCAUAAGCUAAAAAAUUCAAUCUUUAUGAAUUGGGUUUGUUAAAAGUGGAAACUUGUUAGAUUUUAUUGUAUGAAUAUUAUAUGUGUUUGCAUAAUAUUGGCGUGAUAUGAUUUAGAUGGAGUAACGUGGUCAGUGAGUAUUCAUAUAGCCGAUCCCAAUGACAGAAGCAUAGUUGUGGUUGUUUUAAGAGAAUGAAUACUAUGGGGAGGAUAGGUAACUACAUAGGUAGAGGCGUACGUAGUGUUUCUGGGAACUUAAAUCCAUUUGGUGGUGCUGUGGAUAUUAUUGUGGUGAAACAGGCAGAUGGUAGUUUGAAAUCCUCACCUUGGUAUGUUCGGUUUGGGACGAUUCAGGGGGUUUUGAAGGGUAGAGAAAAUGUGGUUAAUGUAAGUGUCAAUGGUGUUGAAACGGGAUUUUGUAUGAAUUUAGAUCCUAGAGGGCAAGCAUACUUCCUAGAUUCUUUAACUACUCGAACAUCUGAACAGCUGGCAACUUUGAAUCUGAAGGAGGGAAAGAAUGUAGUUGUAUUCACGUGCUCGAAACAGCAGGUUGAUGCACGUAUAUAUUUGUGGAGAUGGGACACAAAUAUUGUAAUCUCUGAUGUUGAUGGAACAAUUACUAGAUCUGAUGUUCUAGGACAGUUCAUGCCUUUGGUGGGGAGAGAUUGGUCACAGACAGGUGUUGCACAUCUCUUAUCGGCUAUCAAGGAGAACGGUUAUCAAUUGCUUUUCUUAAGUGCACGUGCUAUUUCACAGGCCUAUAUGACUAGACAAUUCCUGUUUAAUCUUAUGCAGGAUGGGAAGGGAUUACCAGAAGGACCAGUUUUCACAUCUCCGGAUGGGCUUUUUCUUUCUCUAUAUAGAGAAGUGGUUAAAAAAGCUCCUCAGGAAUUCAAAAUUGCUUGCUUACAGGACAUCAAGGCAUUGUUCCCUUCUGAUAGGAAUCCCUUUUAUGCUGGAUUUGGAAACAGAGACACUGACGAGCUCUGCUAUCUCAAGGUUCAAAUACCUGAAGGAAAAAUCUUCACCAUCAAUUCAAAGGGUCAAAUUGUUCUAAAUCGCCAUAUAGAUACAAAAUCAUACGCCUGUCUUCAUGGUCGUAUCAAUGACAUGUUUCCACCCACGUCCUCAUUGAGCAGGUUACAACGCUGACCAUCUGAGAAUAGCUUCAUUCUGCAUAUCGCCUGCAAAGGGAAACACCUGAAAUUGCAGGAUUUAGCAUAUCGUUUGCAAAGGGAAACAUCUGAAAUUGCAGGAUUUAGUUUUGACAAGAUGUGUGAGGGGACUCACAAUACGAACCUUUAUUUUUCCUAUCCUUUUAAUUUUGUUAGCAUCAAAAAGUUGGUGAAGACAUAUUCUGAAUAUAGAGCUUCUUUCUUUGGCUCAACCAAAUGCGGCCUCAUUGUAACUGUAUAUUUGCACAUGGAAGUUACUAGUUUGUUGUUAUACAACCAUACUUGAAGGAAGAAAGUAUUGUAAUCAAUUUUCUAUUAUGUUCUAAUUUUAUGCAUCAAUAGUAGGCUUGCGCAUUUGCUGUGCAUGCAUGUAUAUAAACCAUUGUUGGAGGACAUUACAAAUAAGUUCCACGUCAUUGAAUGA